AUGGGGCAAACUUGCAAUGGAUGUUAGUGUUAGCAUCGUUCCAAUGAGUCCAUUCAAGAAAUCAAUGUGAAAAAGAAACCCAAGAAGAAGGUAGAGAAGUAAGAGAAGCCUGAGAAAUAGGAACAUCGAUCCAAUGAGGAAAAACAAAUUGAAAAUAGUUAACAACAAAACACGAAAAUCUCAUAGGGAGAUGCAGCACUUAGAAUACAAAGGAAUUGGAAGAAGCAUAAGAAAUCGAAGGAAAUUAGAGUUGAAAAGGCUGGAGCACAUAUAAAGUAGUAAUACUUUCAAGAAGAGACUGCCAAUGCAUAACCUCCCCAGGAUCCAAAUAGAGUGAAAAACCCCCCUUAUAAAUUCCAUUCUGGAGCUAUAUAUGAAGGAGAAUGGAAAGAUAAAAAGAGAGAUGGAUUUGGUAUUCAAAAAUGGACGGAUGGAGCAAGGUAUGAGGGUUAAUGGGUGGAGAAUAAGGCGUGUGGACAGGGGAAGUUUUUUCAUGCUGAUGGAGAUCUUUUUGACGGAGAAUGGAGAGAUGAUAAAGCCAAUGGCUGGGGAAUCUAUAGUCAUUUUAAUGGUGCUAAGUAUGAAGGGGAAUGGAAGGACGAUUUGUAACAUGGCAAGGGAACGGAGACUUGGUAAGAUAAAUCGAAAUAUUGUGGAGAUUACGUUAAUGGAAAGAAGCAUGGCAAAGGGAGAUAUGAUUGGGCAGAUGGAUCUUACUAUGAUGGAGAAUGGAGAGAUAAUAAAAUCAAUGGGUUUGGAACAUACAAAUGGGCUGAUGGUCGAGGAUAUACUGGACAAUGGUUGGACAAUAAUAUGAAUGGAGUGGGAGUUUAUUAAUGGAAGGAUGGGAGAAAAUAUGAUGGGUAAUAUUUGAACGAUAAAAAACAUGGAUAAGGAACAUAUUAUUGGGCAGAUGGUAGAAAAUAUGAAGGAGGAUGGAGAAAUGGUAAAUAGCAUGGCACAUCUAAGUACUAUUUGAAUGAUGGAACAAUUAAGAUAGGGAUUUGGGAAGAUGGUAAAAGACUCAGAUGGUUAGAAGAUGCAUGA
Molecule: messenger RNA, 1047 nt
Organism: Paramecium tetraurelia
Lineage: Eukaryota; Ciliophora; Oligohymenophorea; Peniculida; Parameciidae
Exons: 3
Cellular component (GO): cytosol
Source: RefSeq, a predicted model, not a curated record